AUGCAUGGAUGUAGUACUGGAUCUGCUCUAGUCAAUGCCGAGGUUGAUUCCAUGGGGGGAGUUGUUGAAGGUGGAGUUCGUAGUGGCACCAAAGCCUCUCCGCAGCAAGCAGCAAUUGAGAUGGCUCAAGCAGAGCUUAGGCAGGAGUAUGAUGUGCGUGAGGAAAGGAGAAGAGAGUUAGAGUUUCUUGAGAAAGGUGGCAAUCCCCUGGACUUCAAACUUGGGACAGCAGCUUCAGUUAGUGUCCAGUCUACUUCUCUGACAAAUCAACACCAUGAACCAUUUGUGACCAGUGAAGCAAAAGGUAGUUUUGCAUUGACUGCUUCACCUCAUGGUGAUUCUGUUGAAAGUAGUGGUAGACUAGGGGCUCCUCCAGUUUGUGAACCCAAUAGUGCUGAUAAUCUCAUGUUAUUUGAUGCUGAAAAUGAAUUUCUUGGAGGUGAAAGGAACUAUGUACAUCCCAGUAGGAGUAAGAUUGUUCCAUCAGAGCAGUUCUCCCAAUUGGAUGGAAAUCAAAAUGCCAAAAAAUUAGCGAACUCUGCUGUGUUUGACCUUCCAAAAAAGGCAUAUAAGCGACGGUACAGGUCCCGACCAAAUCGAGACGGUGCUCGAUCAAGCUCAAAUGAUGUAGUACCAUCUCGUGCUGGUCACAGCUCUUAUUUACCUUCUCGCAAUGGUCGCAGAGAUCCCAAAGGGCUAGUCACUGUUGCAGACAAUCAGAAGGAGCAGAUUGUUUCCACGAAUUGUGAUCCACCCAGAAGUCCAAAUGAUGCUGACACUCCUAAACGCUUGUGGGACAACCAACCCUCACAAGCUGAUUCUCAGGAAACUCCUAUUGAAAUGGCUUCUGAAGCUCCUGAAUCUGUUGGGGGAAGGGAACAGGCGGUUUCAGUGGGUCUUGAAUGUGUGCCUUGUGUGACUACCACAAAAGUGGAUAAUCUAGUGGGUUAUGGUCAGAUGAAUGGGCUCAGCUGCCAAAAGGGGGAUAGGAAAAACGUGUCAAUUGAAGGUCAAAAUAAUAGUGUUGCAUUUGACAAGAAGGGUUUAGAUUCAGAUUCAUCUUGCACGCAUACAAGCCGUAGCAUUGAUGGAAAUAAUGAUAGUGAAAGGUGUACUAAUUUGCUAAAUAUUGAUUCCAAUGGGAAUAUUAAGGAACGACUCUUAGCAUCUGAAAGGAUGCCAAAUAUGGAAGGUGAUGAAUUGGUUGCAGACAAGACCGAGAUUAAAGCUAAUGACAGUUGUGUUUUAGUUAAUGAUGAUAUCAAUUCUAUUUGUCAAAGCAACCAAGGCAAUGGUUCCAUCAUCAAAACCCAGGAAGAACUAAAUGGAAGCAUACUAGGCUUGCAAAAUGAUGUGAAAGGUCCUAUUGUUAUUGAGGGAAUGGAACCAGAUGGUGUUAAUGGAUCAGAAACAGAAAGCAAACCUAGUUUUUUGUUGGGUGAAAGUUCGAUACCUCACAGUGAAAAUGCUUGUCCUGAUACACUUCAGAAUUCAGUGGAUUUCUCUAAUCAAGAGCUUCCUGAAACUAAGUCUUCUGUUAGGGUUCCAAAUGUAGCCGCAGAGCACCACACUUGUUCCGGUGAGCAACCGAGUGUGGUCAAUGAGGCAGACGAAGAUUCUAUUCUGGAAGAGGCACGGAUUAUAGAGGCGAAGCGUAAGAGGAUUGCUGAGUUAUCUGUUAGUGCCCAACCGGAAGAGAAUCAUCGAAAAUCUCACUGGGAUUUCGUCAUUGAGGAAAUGGCAUGGUUGGCAAAUGAUUUUUCUCAGGAACGUCUUUGGAAGAUAUCUGCUGCUGCUCGUUUAGGUUAUCAAGCUGCUUUUUCUUCACGGUUAAGAUUUGAAGAACAAAAUUCACGUUGGAAGCAAAAAAAUGUAGCUCUUACCUUGGCAAAAGCUAUUAUGGACUUCUGGCAUUCUGUGGAGGAAAAAGGCAACGAGCUGGAGCUGCAAUGUUCUGUUCGGGGAUAUGCAGUUAGAUUUCUAAAAGAGAAUGGGUCCCAUGUUCCACAGGGACAAGUGGAGUGCCAAACAACUCCUGACUGGAUGUCUGAUUUGGGUAUUCUGGACACUUGGGAGGAUAGCUUGAUGGAAGAGAAUCUCUUUUACACAGUUCCUGCUGGUGCGAUGGAAACCUACAGAAAAUCUAUUGAAUCUUAUUUGAUACAAUGCGAGAAAACUGGCAGUAGCAUGCAUGAGGAAGUGGAGACAUCCAUCCAAGACACUGUUCCAGAUAAUGCAUGUGAAGAAGAUGAAGGAGAAACAAGCACAUAUUAUUUGCCAGGAGCCUUUGAAGGUAGCAGGGCAUUGAAAUUUGCUCAGAAGAAACGGAAAAACUUGCCGAAGGCAUAUAGUGCAAGAUCAUAUGAAGUGGGAGCUGAUUUGCCAUUUCUGCAUUGUUUGGAAAAGAAAGUUGGGACUCAACAAUCCAUGUUAAUGGGAAAACAGUCUGCCAACAGUCUCAAUGUUUCAAUUCCAACAAAACGUAUGCGGACUGCCUCCAGGCAGAGGGUCAUAAGUCCUUUUAGCACUGGAACAUAUGGUGGUGUUCAGGCACCAAAUAAGACAGAUGCUUCCAGUGGUGAUACCAAUUCUUUUCAGGAUGAUCAGAGUACUUUUCAUGGUGGAUCUCAAGUCCCAAAUAGCAUGGAAGUUGAGUCAAUGGGGGACUUUGAAAAACAAUCACCAUUUGACUCCUUAGAAAUAUCAACAAAAACUAAAAAGAAGAAGAAGAAACACCUGGGUUCCUCAUAUGAUCAACGAUGGCAGCUUGAUUCAAAUUUUCAAAAUGAGCAGAGGGAUUAUUCAAAAAAGAGGCCAGAGAGUCAUCAUCUUGAAUCUAAUGGAAGCAGUGGUUUAUUUGUUCAACACAUUAUGAAAAAGCCGAAAAUGAUGAAGCAAUCGCUGGAUAAUUCUUUUGAUAAUCUAACUCCAAUGGUUGGGUCAAUUCCAUCUCCGGCGGCUUCUCAAAUGAGUAAUAUGUCCAACCCAAAUAAGUUCAUCAAAAUGCUUGGCGGACGGGAUCGGAGUAGGAAAGCGAAGGGGCUGAAGAUGUCAGCUGGACAGACUGGUUUAGGAAGUCCAUGGUCGCUAUUCGAAGAUCAGGCACUUGUUGUCUUGGUACAUGAUAUGGGUCCAAAUUGGGAGUUUGUAAGUGAUGCUGUCAACAGUUCUUUGCAAUUCAAGUGUAUAUUUCGGAAGCCUAAAGAAUGUAAAGAGCGUCACAAGAUUUUAAUGGAUAGGACUGCUGGUGAUGGGGCUGAUAGUGCUGAAGAUUCAGGGUCUUCUCAGCCGUAUCCGUCUACUUUACCCGGAAUUCCGAAGGGCAGUGCCAGACAAUUGUUCCAACGUUUGCAAGGUCCUAUGGUAGAGGAUACCCUCAAAUCUCAUUUUGAUAAUAUCAUUAUGAUUGGUCAAAAACACCCUCACAGGAUGACUCAGAAUAAUAACCAGGACCCAAAACAACUUCAGCAACCUCAUGGUUCCCAUACAAUUGCUCUUUCUCAAGUUUUCCCAAAUAAUCUGAAUGGAGGUCCUAUUCUGACGCCUCUGGAUCUCUGUGAUGCAACUGCAUCUAGCCCCGAUGUUCAUGCUCCUGUGUAUCAAGGCCAUCACUCUACUGAGGUAGGUAUUCCGAACCAGAGUACUGUAGCACAAUUCCUUCCUGCUUCCUCAGUGCAAGGGUCUUCCAAUAUGGUACUUGGCAGUAACUAUUCAUCACCAUCUGGCCCAGUCAAUUCUUCUGUUAGAUAUGGUAUUCCUAGAAGUGCUUCCUUAUCAAUUGAUGAACAGCAAAGAAUGCAACAGUAUAAUCAAAUGUCAUCUGGCAAGAACAUUCAGCAGUCUGGUUUGUCUGUUCCUGGAUCUCUUCCAGGAAGUGAUCGUGGUGUCCGAAUGUUACCUGGUGGCAAUGGUAUGGGCAUUAUGUGUGGCUUGAAUAGAAGCAUGCCGAUGACAAGGCCUGCAUUCCAAGGAAUUUCCUCGUCAACAAUGCUAAAUUCAGGGAGUGUGCUUUCCUCUGGUAUGGUAGCAAUGCCAAGCCCUGUUAAUAUGCACCCNUGUGGCUUGAAUAGAAGCAUGCCGAUGACAAGGCCUGCAUUCCAAGGAAUUUCCUCAUCAACAAUGCUAAAUUCAGGGAGUGUGCUUUCCUCUGGUAUGGUAGCAAUGCCAAGCCCUGUUAAUAUGCACCCUGGAUCUUUUUCUGGUCAAGGAAACUCAAUGUUGAGACCUCGUGAUGCUUUGCAUUUGAUGCGGCCAAGCCAGAGCCCGGAUUCUCAAAGGCAAAUGAUGGUGCCAGACCUUCAGAUGCAGGUCUCACAAGGAAACAGCCAAGGAGUCCCUUCUUUUGGUGGGUUAAGUUCCUCUUUCUCUAAUCAGACAGCCCCUCCACCUGUUCCGUCAUACCUAAUCCAUCACCAGCAACCACACCCAAUGUCCCCUCAACCGACCCAUGCCCACAGCAAUUCUCAUCAUCCUCAAGCACCUAAUCAUCCCCCCAGCAUGCAGCAUCAAGCCUGUGCAAUCCGCUUGGCAAAAGAGAGGCACCUGACGCAGCACAUGCUGCAACGGCCGCAGCAGCAGCAACAACAACAAUUUGAUGUUUCCAACGCUUUGAUGCCACAUGUACCACCACAGGCCCAACUGCCCAUAUCAUCUCCUCUGCAAAAUAGUUCCCAAAUUCAGUCACAAAUUACUUCUCCACCAUUAUCACUAUCAUCUUUGACGCCAACAUCCUCAAUGACUCCAAUGUCACAGAACCAGCAAAAACAUCAGAUGCCACCACAUGGGCUUGGCCGGAGUGCUCAAACAGGUGGCAGUGGUUUGACCAAUCAGAUGGGGAAGCAACGGCAACGUCAGUCACCGCAAUUGCAACUGUUGCAACAAGCUGGCAGGCAGCAUCCUCAAUCGCAGUCUCAACAGCAGAAUAAACUUCUGAAGGGUGUAGGAAGAGGUAACAUAAUGAUGCACCAGAACCUUCCCGUUGAUCCCUCCCUCCUGAAUGGCAUUGCACCGACUCCUGGAAGCCAAUCUACAGAAAAAGGGGAGCAGGUUAUGCAUUUGAUGCAAGGUCAAGGCUUAUAUUCUGGGCCAGGACUAACUCCUGUUCAAGCAUCAAAGCCAUUAAUGCCUCCUCAUUGCUCAAAUCAGUCCCAGCCUCAGCAGAAGAUAUCCAAGCAACUCCAGCAGAUGCCUUCAAACGCUGAUAAUAGCAAUCAAGGUCAUGUUCGACCAGAUGCCUCUGGUCAUUCAUCAUCCACUUCCCAUCAAGUAGUACCAUCAUUGGCAAUGACCUCUUCCCAUCAUCAGCAGCCACAGCCACAGAAUCACUCUAAGUUAGUCAAUCAAUCUCAACAAAAUCUUCAAAGAGUGCUUCAACAAAAUCGCCAAGUGAAUGCUGACCCUGCAAACAAGUUGCAAAGCAGAGAUGCUCAAGCAGACCAGAACCCUGUCAGCAACUCAUCUCAGAAGGUUAUUUCUUCUACUGGUGCUCCUCAAUGGAAAGCAUCGGAACCAUUAUUUGCUUCUGGUAUGCGAAAUCCAGUGACAAAUUGUGCCGGGAGUGAGCCUAUCCCUGUGGCCAGUCACGGACCAGGCCCAAGGCAGUCAUCUGGCAGCUUGUCCCCACUUGGGCAUGAUGUUGAUGCACAGUGGCAGCAGCAGCCAUCACAGCUACCUCCUCCCUCACCACCGCAAACACAGCAGCAGCAGCAACAGCAAUCACCACAACAGCAGCUGCCCCCACACCAUCAUCAGCCACAGACACAACUUCUGCAAGCAGGGAGCGGCAGUUUCUGGACCUGUCCAGUUUGGAUCGGCAUACCCUCAAAGAAGCAGUGUACAGAUGAAGGUCAUCAUUCCAUCACAAUACGGACACAGAUGGUAACUACUUCAGAUUAUGAUAAAGAGUUUACUGAAGGGAUGUUGGAUCUUGCCAGGGCUAAAUUUUGGUUAUAUGUACAUAACCAUUGCCCGGAGCUUGGGGGAGAUAGAGACAGAUGUAGAGGGGAUAGCUAUCAUUGCUAUAUGGCCAAAGCCUGUGCAAAAUUUUGUGAAUACAAGUUUUGUGAUGUAUAUGAGAGAGAAUGA
Messenger RNA from Ilex paraguariensis (yerba mate), 6084 nucleotides. The record is from the annotation of a GenBank genome assembly. Lineage: Eukaryota; Viridiplantae; Streptophyta; Magnoliopsida; Aquifoliales; Aquifoliaceae.